Ictalurus furcatus (blue catfish) is the source of this 2351-nucleotide messenger RNA. RefSeq names its product HLF transcription factor, PAR bZIP family member b (gene hlfb). Lineage: Eukaryota; Metazoa; Chordata; Actinopteri; Siluriformes; Ictaluridae. Gene Ontology annotation, biological process: regulation of transcription by RNA polymerase II. The record is from RefSeq and is a predicted model, not a curated record. The transcript has 4 exons. Gene Ontology annotation, molecular function: DNA-binding transcription factor activity, RNA polymerase II-specific; RNA polymerase II cis-regulatory region sequence-specific DNA binding. Gene Ontology annotation, cellular component: nucleus. Bases 600 to 1454 code for a protein of 284 amino acids.
CAGUGUAUGAGCGACGGGUGUGUGUUGUUGUCCUAAACGUGCAUGAAAACGAUGAAAGCCUGCCUAACUUCCCUUACUCCAGUUCAUGCACUGUGCAAGUCUGCAAAACCUGAUUAGUGGAAAAGUGGUUGCGAGCUCGACGCGCUCCCUUUAACUCAACUCUUGAGAUGAGUUUCAGUUUUCUCCUCUACUAUAAACGCUGGUUCAUUGCUCCGUAGCUAUAUGCAUGUGCCGUGAUAAAUAUAAUUUAAUUCAAACGCAAGUAAACUACAGCUCGAGUCACCUGCCAUAUCUGUUACUGAUGUGUGUGUGUGUGUGUAGUUUCCAUGCAGCUGGAAAGUCGGUCCAGCCUCUCGUGCUUUGACGUCACGCGCCUCAGUGUUCACACAUGGAAGUGAUCAUACACUCCACUCAACAGUUUAAGGUCGCAGAGCCUGGAGCUCACAGAGCAGCAGGCUAUCUCUCUAUCUAUUUAAUCAGUCGUGUUUAUCCUCUUAACUCACCCGACUCGUGCUUUUUUGCAUAGAGGCUCGUGCACUAUUCUUCGGCUUGUCUCUGGUAUUUUUUUUUUUUUUUUGCCUGCACGGAAUACGACUGACAUGUCCAGACCUCUGACCAUGAACCCAACUUUUCUACCUCCUCCAACUUACGGAGUGCUCAAAUCUCUCCUCGAAUAUCCAAUGAAGCUACCACUGCACCACGAAGAAGUUUAUGAUAAGGAGAAGAAGUUGGAGGAAGAGAGGAAUGUGCCGCACUCUGCCUUCCUGGGCCCAGUACUUUGGGAUAAGACCUUGCCUUACGAUGGCGACAAUUUUCAGUUGGAGUACAUGGACCUUGAAGAGUUUCUGUCUGAAAAUGGUAUUCCAUCCAGUCCACCACAGCAUGAGCAAAGCCAGUGUCCUCAGCAGCAACAGCAGCAGCAGCAGACCCCUGUCACCGUUAUGGACCUCAGCAACAGAGUCAGCACCUCCAUCCACACAAGCAUGGUCUCUCAACCCUGCCUCCAGAGUCCCACACGAACAGUGUUGCCUUCAUCACGCAAUACUCCUAGCCCAGUUGACCCAGACUCCAUCCAAGUUCUGAUGAACUAUGAGCCCGACCCAACAGACCUGGCUCUGUCCAGUGUGCCAGGCCAGGAAGCAUUCAACCCUCGCAAGUGCAGGUUUUCUGAGGAAGAGCUUAAACCUAAGCCAAUCAUCAAAAAGGCACGCAAAGUCUUCAUUCCUGAUGACAUUAAGGAUGAAAAAUACUGGGCACGGCGCAAAAAAAACAACAUGGCUGCCAAGAGGUCACGGGAUGCUCGGCGCCUGAAGGAGAACCAGAUUGCCAUCCGCGCGGGUUUCCUGGAGAAGGAGAACUCCGCUCUUCGACAGGAAGUGGCUGAUCUGCGGAAAGAGCUUGGACGCUGUAAGAAUAUUCUAGCAAAGUAUGAGGCUCAUCAUGGCCCUCUCUGAGGCCUACAGGCUCGUGUAAUAGGAAGGACGAUGUAACGUUGUAAAGCCCUUUCAACAUUUAAACCUGUCGACUAUCACCUCUCUCUGUUCUUGGCACUUUAGAAUUCUGUGUUAGUGUGAGGUCAUGUUUGAGUUACGUUUUAUUAGACAGCCAGUUUUUUUUUUUUUUUGGUUUUGUUUUUUUUUUUAAACAGAGAUUUUUUUGGUACUAGGAAUGUUUCUUUCUUAUUCAUGUAUUCUGCAUAUGUUUUAGAAGUGUUGUAGCAUUUAAUUGUACAAAAAAUCUAUUAUUUUUUUUGUUCGUCAUAGUAGUUACAUUGUUAAAGUUUUUAUUAAUAAAGUAAAGUACAAUUUGCAGGCUUUAUAUGUUUAGUGAGUCAGCACUCCAGUGUUCAGUCUGGUGAGCAAAAUUUACAUUUAGGCCUCACACUAGUUUUCUCUACAAUGGCCUGCUGUUUUCACAGAGAGAGUAAAUUAUAGAAAAAUAUAUAUAAAAAGGAAUAUUUAUGGGUACGCUUUUUUAACAUGACAAUUUUUUAUUCAACUAUUUGACUCUGUAAGUUGUUACAUGAUUGUUACAUGCCAUUUCCUAUAUCCCGGUUUAUAUCAGAUUGGGGUUUGUGUUUAUAUAUAGCCAUCAUACCUCUCACAUCAGCAUGUUUUUUUUUAAUGCUUAGACCAUAUUUUGAUCUUUAAUAUUAAAUAUUUCAUUUUCUGGCUACAUUUAACAUUAUGUCUUUGAUACCCAUGUUCACUUUUACUCUCAUUGUAGGAAUUAUGAUGAGAUAAAUUAUAACACUAUACCUGUGGCAAUAACUUUAUUGGCUUCUAUACUGAACAUGAAUGGAGUUAGCAUUUGGAACAUUUUGUUUAUUGAAAUAAAGGUAAAUGAUACUG